CAGAAACAUUCACAACCAGGAACAGCUAUCUGCAAAACUGCUGCAAUUCCCUAUGGCCCAGCUGAGCCCAGCCCGCUUUCCGAGUGGCGAAGAGCGAUGACAGAGGACAGCAACUAGACUCUACACCCUUAAACAGGCGAUACAUUCUAUUGCCCGUACCACCACAAAGCCAGCCUCCCUCAGGGUCUGUCAGCUGGAACAUCCCCGAAGGCCCAAGAUGGCAGCUGCUGACCCCGGGGCUCACACAGAGAAUGUGGCACUGGUGGAGCUGAGAAAGGAGGCGCUGGAGCCCCCAGUGCAGAAGGUGGCCUGCGGCAGUGUCCAAGACAAGAAGCCAGGAGACCCUGAUGCUACUCUGCCCUGGGACCAGUCCCGGCACUCUUCUAUGAGUGAGGUGGCCACGGAGCCCACCACCCCAUCCCGCAAGGCACCUGAGACAGAGAAGAGGCCAAGCCCCGAGGGGAGCCGCAUGGGCCCCGAGCCGGGGCCUACUGGAGAGGAGGAGGUUUUCCCUGGCUCUUCCCUUCUGCGGGAGGAGGAGGAAGGCAACAGGAUGCCUGAGACGGCCGCGCAUGUUUUCAUCCCCAUCGAUCCCCACUGUAUCAAGAAGGCCCCCGGGUGCCGAGGCUCGGCAGGGGCCAGCGACUGGAAGAAGAAGCAGCAGCAGCUGGAGGAGGAGGCCAUCGUGUGCUGUGAGAAGGAGAACGGCGACCCCGAGAAGCUGGCCUUCCUGACCCCCGGCCCCCUGAGCUACCCCCCGCACUACGACGAGCCAGCUGGCUACGGCGGCGGCCAGACCAAGCCACUUUCCGAGAGGCUGCGGUGCCUUCAAUGCCAGGACUGCAGCUCUGCCAACCUCAAGGCCGUGGCCUCCAUGAUCGGGGCCAUGAUCAUCUUCCCCUGCUUCGUGUACGGGGCCUACGUCUUCCUGCCCUUCGAUGCCCCCCUGAUGCCAACCAUGAGCGCCCGGCUGGUCUACACCCUUCGCUGCGGAGUGUUCGGCACCUUCCCCAUCAUCCUAGGUCUGAUCGUGUACGGGGUCUCCCGCCUCUGCUUCUCCUCGGUGCAGCCCUUCGGGGAGCUGCGCAGGGAGGUGGAGAUCCACCGGCGCUACGUUUCCCAAUCCGUCUACCUCUUCAUCCUCUACUUCUUCAACAUUGCUGUGCUGGCCACCUACCUCCCUCAGGAAGCCCUGAAGCUCAUCCCGUUGCUCACGGGGCUGUUUGCCAUCUCACGGCUGCUGUACUGGCUGGCCUACGCCAUGGGUCGCUCUUUCCGCGGCUUCGGCUUCGGCCUGACCUUCCUGCCCCUGCUGACCAUGCUCCUGUGGAACCUCUACAGCAUGUUCAUCCUGGAGCCCGAGAACAUGUUCGCCACGGCCGCCAACGGCAAGCAGGACGCGCCGUCGGAGAAGCAGAGCCGGGCUGCAGCGCCUAAGCCGAGAUACUGGGGGUAAAGGACGGGACAAGGGGCUCUGAUGCUCGGCAGCAGGGAGAUGAAUUUGAUGGCGAUGAACAGGGCCCGGAUGGGGGGCUCGGCCGGGGCACCCACAUGUCAGCGCGUGAGUGCCCCGAUGCCCAAAUGGGCUGGUUUGCAGAAGCGCUGAGCAACCCCCAACUCCAGUUCCACCUGUGGCAGGCUCUGAAUCCCAAGCCUUAAGUGGAAGUGAGUGGACAAAUACAGACCUAAACCAUGGGCCCAACAGCGCCUCCUACUGGAAUCCAUCAAGCAAUUGAAUUCCACCAGCUAACCUGAUCAGCUGGCUUCAAAGGGUUAAUUCAGUCCUCCCUUUAACUUGAUCCAGACCUCAACUAGCUAUUUAUAUUCAAAUCAUCCUUUCUUCUGAGCACUUUAAGGCAGGUGCUCUUGGAUAAUUAGAUCAUGGAGCAACAGUCCCCUGGGAAUUUCAAGGAGAAGAAAGAUCCUUGCUAAUAAAAGAGGACUUCACUGAUAAGCCUUAUUAACUGCACUGAUAAAGGCAGCUUCUGAGUCAGGCUAACAGACUAGGGGGAUGUCUGUACGUGCAGCGCAGGUGAAGACGUUCUAUGCGGAUGGGAGAGAGCUCUCAGUCGGCAUAAAAACCCCACCUCUGUGAGUGGCAGAAUCUAUGUCGGCGGGAGAAGCUCUCCCGUGGACAUGGCGCUGUCUACAUAGGCGGGGGGCAGUUAUGUCAGUAUAGCUGUUGCUCAGGAGUGUGGAUUUUUCACACCCUGAGCGACGUAGUUAUACCAACACAGGUUUGUCGCGUAGAUCUGGGCUAACUCCGAGUGUCACAGCUAAAUACAAGGCGGAACAGAUUAUUUAACAUAACAUAUUUCAAGGGACCAUUCAAGGUGAAGCGGCCCGUUAACACCCCUCCAGUCCUAGGGAGGAAAGGAAUGGGGGGUGGGGAAGGAGUUAUUAGUGGAUUUCAGCUUGUUCGCAUAAGCCAUAAAUCCAGCGUCUCUAUUCAGUCCAUGAUUUUUAUUGUCUAGCAAAGUUAACGGGCCACAUCCCCUUGAAAUACGCAUUAACUACUUCUGUUCCGCCUUGUAUGUAGCUGUGACACCGGGUUCCCCAGACCUGAAGAACUCUGUGCAGCUGGGAAGCUGGUGUCUCUCACCAGCAGAAGUUGGCCCAAUACAAGAGAUUGCCUCGCGCACUUUGUCUCUCUAGACUGGAAUAAGCAGCCAGCGCUGUGGCACUAUGUUUUCACCCACUUUCUGGGUGGGGGACUUGGUUUAACUCAUCCUUGUCAACAGGAACGUGUGCAACAGUAGGGGCUCUUAGGCCAGACUGAUGUAUGGGCUUCCGGAUUGUGUAUUGAUUUUGGCAGGUUGCUGCCCUCUCUGAGGCUAACAGCUGUGGCUGGGGUUAUUUUCCUUUCGGUUGUGAAACACUACAAGGCAAACAGUGGAUGGAGGGCACAGGGGACAUGUGGAAUCAGUAAACAGCUUCUCCAGGCAAGUGGAAGAACAAGUUUCAUCAGUGGGUGGAUCAGGAUUGAUUGGUAUCGGGUCACUUUAUUUUACUUAACCCCGGGCUGGAGUGGGCAUUACUUAAUAAAGUCUUUUGCAACCAUUA
Messenger RNA from Malaclemys terrapin pileata, 3063 nucleotides. It is a transcript of the gene TMEM79, whose product is annotated as transmembrane protein 79. Gene Ontology annotation, biological process: regulated exocytosis. Lineage: Eukaryota; Metazoa; Chordata; Testudines; Emydidae. Gene Ontology annotation, cellular component: lysosomal membrane; trans-Golgi network membrane. The transcript has 4 exons. Bases 218 to 1456 code for a protein of 412 amino acids. The record is from RefSeq and is a predicted model, not a curated record.